Molecule: messenger RNA, 828 nt
Organism: Dermatophagoides farinae (American house dust mite)
Lineage: Eukaryota; Metazoa; Arthropoda; Arachnida; Sarcoptiformes; Pyroglyphidae
Source: RefSeq, a predicted model, not a curated record
GAUUGGAGAAUACAAGUGAAGAAAAAAUAACCAAAAGAAAAAAGAUGGCUAAUUUUAAAUCAAUAAUUUUGAUUCUUUCCAUAAUUACGGUGAUUGAAGAAAUUUGUCAAGCAUGGCCAAGUGGUGCACCGGAAAAAACUUGUCCAACAUUAUUACCACGACAUGGUGGUACACCGGCAAAAGAAGCCAAUGAAUCACCAUAUAUGAUGGAACAAUCAAAUUCACAAUAUAGACCUGGUGAUCAGAUUAAAGUUGUAUUGAAAUCACCGACCAAUAUACCAUUCAAAGGACUAAUCGUUCAAGCAUUGGAUCCGGAAACGGGCAAACCUAUUGGCAAUUUUUCCCAAGGAAUUGGCCUAAAAUUGAUUGAUAGCUGUUCGGCUGUCACACAUUCGGACAACAGAAAUAAAAAAGCAGCUAUUUUGGUUUGGAAUGCACCACGUUCUGGUACAGCAGGCGGUGGUGGUGGUGGUGGUGGCCAUGUUGUAUUCCGUGGUACAGUCGUACGAAAAUAUGAUACAUUUUUCAAAGGUCUUAUAUCGUUGGUUAAUCCACAUGUUUGAAGACAAUGAAUUACAACAUUAUCAUCAUCAUUAUCAUUGGAUUUGAAAUUCAUCUGAUUUUUUUUGCAAAACAAACACACACACCUACACACAUAUAAUCCUUUUGCACAAAUUAUCUCAGACCAUUUAUAAUUUUCUGAAACAUGAAUACAUGUGUGUGUGUGUGUGUUUGUUGUUGUGAUGUAUUCAUAUAUGAACAAUCCGAAUAGAAAAACAAGGUUAAAUAAUUUCCCAUGUGAUGUUCAUUGUUCUAAGAAAAACCAAG